AUGAAGUUCAGCACCAUCCUCACCGCUGCCCUGGCGUUCACCGUCACCACCGUCGCUGCCACGCCCACCCCGGGUCCGUUCAGCAACUUUGACCCCUUCAGCAUCUUUGGUAAAGACCUCGGCCGAGGCAACAAGUACGGUGCACCCAGGAAGCCCUGGGAGGGCGGUAAGCCCGGUUGGUACUUUGGCAAGCACCCUGGCAAGGUCCCUCGUCUUCCUUGCUUGACUGGCCCCAUUUGCAAGAUUUUGAAGUUGUUCCCGUGGUUCCUCCAAUGUCCUACCCCUCCUCCUCCCAACCCCGGGCCAUCGGACGGCUACACCCAGACUUUCAACAACCACACAGGCGCUACUCAAGGCAACGGAUAUCUCACCUUCGGUUUGGUCGACACCAUCGCUGACUGCAAGGCCAUGUGUAACUCCGUCGAAGGCUGCGUGUUCGCCAACACUUACCGGGAUGUGAACGGCAAGGACGGAAGUCCCCUCUUGACCUGCUCGCUUUACUCUGAAUGUCACGGAAUUGAAACUGCCACCAACACCGGUGGACAGAGUCAACCGGACGGUAGCAUCAACUAUAUCAUCAACAGUGAUGGUUGGUGCAAGGCCUGA
Molecule: messenger RNA, 606 nt
Organism: Coprinopsis cinerea okayama7#130
Lineage: Eukaryota; Fungi; Basidiomycota; Agaricomycetes; Agaricales; Psathyrellaceae
Exons: 4
Coding region: 1-606 (201 amino acids)
Source: RefSeq, a predicted model, not a curated record